Cyphellophora europaea CBS 101466 is the source of this 654-nucleotide messenger RNA. RefSeq names its product 60S ribosomal protein L10a. Lineage: Eukaryota; Fungi; Ascomycota; Eurotiomycetes; Chaetothyriales; Cyphellophoraceae. The coding region runs from base 1 to 654 and encodes 217 amino acids. Gene Ontology annotation, cellular component: large ribosomal subunit. Gene Ontology annotation, biological process: translation. Gene Ontology annotation, molecular function: structural constituent of ribosome; RNA binding. The record is from RefSeq and is a predicted model, not a curated record. The transcript has 2 exons.
AUGUCGAAAAUCACAGUCGCCGGCGUCCGCGGCAAUGUCAAGGAAUUGCUCGACUACUCGCAGAACACCAAGAAGCGCAACUUCCUCGAGACCGUCGAACUCCAGAUCGGCCUGAAGAACUAUGACCCUCAGCGUGACAAGCGUUUCUCCGGCACCAUCAAGCUGCCCUCCGUCCCUCGCCCAGGCAUGGCCAUCUGCGUUCUCGGUGACCAGCACGACAUCGACCGCGCCAAGCACCACGGCAUCGACGCCAUGUCCGCGGACGAUCUGAAGAAGCUGAACAAGAACAAGAAGCUCAUCAAGAAGCUCGCCAACAAGUACGACGCCUUCAUCGCCUCCGAGACCCUGAUCAAGCAGAUCCCCCGUCUCUUGGGUCCCGGUCUGUCCAAGGCCGGCAAGUUCCCCACCCCGAUCUCGCACGCCGAAGACCUGGCGGCCAAGGCCACCGAAGUCAAGAGCACCAUCAAGUUCCAGCUCAAGAAGGUGCUGUGCCUGGGUGUCGCGGUCGGCAACGUCGAAAUGGGCGAGGACGAGCUCAUCUCCAACAUCAUGUUGGCCAUCAACUACCUGGUCUCGCUGCUCAAGAAGGGCUGGCAGAACGUGGGCUCGCUGGUCAUCAAGGCCACCAUGAGCCCGCCCAAGCGUCUGUACUAA